GGAAGGGCUGGGACAUGGAGGCCCUCCCUCGCAGGUACCAUCGGCCUCAGGAUGUCGUACAUGCUUCCGCACUUGCACAAUGGCUGGCAGGUGGACCAGGCCAUCCUUUCGGAGGAGGACCGAGUGGUCGUCAUUCGGUUUGGACACGACUGGGACCCUACCUGUAUGAAAAUGGACGAGGUUCUCUACAGUAUAGCCGAAAAGGUUAAAAAUUUUGCAGUUAUUUAUCUUGUGGAUAUUACAGAAGUUCCUGACUUCAACAAAAUGUAUGAGUUAUACGAUCCGUGUACUGUCAUGUUUUUCUUCAGGAACAAGCACAUCAUGAUUGACCUGGGCACUGGUAACAACAACAAGAUCAACUGGGCCAUGGAGGACAAGCAGGAGAUGAUUGACAUCAUCGAGACCGUGUACCGAGGCGCCCGGAAAGGGCGUGGCCUGGUCGUGUCUCCAAAGGACUAUUCCACCAAGUACAGAUACUGAGCUCUCGUCCUUGUCUUGCUGCUGUGUGUGAAUGUCAUGGAGUCAUUUUCAUGUGGACAUAUUUUAAACGCUGUAAGGCCUUUGAGAAAGUGUUUGGGAAGGUACACGAAGCUCAGGGAGCUGGAGGGUCUUUGCAGUGAGAGGGUGCAGCCUCAGCUUUCGUUCUGCCUGGCCGUUGCCUUUUACAUUAGCAAAUAUCUGUCAAUAUCUGGCUUAGGUCAAUAAAAUACCUGGUGAUG
Molecule: messenger RNA, 719 nt
Organism: Ceratotherium simum simum (southern white rhinoceros)
Lineage: Eukaryota; Metazoa; Chordata; Mammalia; Perissodactyla; Rhinocerotidae
Gene: TXNL4A
Product: thioredoxin like 4A
Biological process (GO): mRNA splicing, via spliceosome
Cellular component (GO): spliceosomal complex; U5 snRNP; U4/U6 x U5 tri-snRNP complex
Source: RefSeq, a predicted model, not a curated record